Molecule: messenger RNA, 168 nt
Organism: Pediculus humanus corporis (human body louse)
Lineage: Eukaryota; Metazoa; Arthropoda; Insecta; Psocodea; Pediculidae
Exons: 2
Coding region: 1-168 (55 amino acids)
Source: RefSeq, a predicted model, not a curated record
AUGAAGAAUCGAAGCGGAAAAAACGAAGCGAAAAGUAGAAAACUAGACAUCGUCGUGGUUUUAGAUGUGUCAAAAAGUGGACAACCGCAGGAACCACCGCCACGACCGCGUACGAUACAACAACCUCCAACCGCAGAAUUUUCCCUCAAAUGUUAUUCCAAUACGUGA